Setaria italica (foxtail millet) is the source of this 1320-nucleotide messenger RNA. RefSeq lists its product as uncharacterized. The record is from RefSeq and is a predicted model, not a curated record. The transcript has 6 exons. Gene Ontology annotation, biological process: regulation of growth; gravitropism. The coding region runs from base 333 to 1082 and encodes 249 amino acids. NCBI's taxonomy places the organism in Eukaryota, Viridiplantae, Streptophyta, Magnoliopsida, Poales, Poaceae.
UAGUUUUCCUCCCGAAGAGGAAGUACUUGCCAGAUGAAGUAGCACGCCGGCCAUGCCAGCUGCUACGCUCCAAAGCCUCGGAACUUGAGCCCCCUCCAAAUCGCUCCACCACACCAAUACUGUAAGCUACUGCUGCUGCUGCUGCUUGUGUGUGCACCAAUCCCGUGUCGCCGAUUGCCGCCACUGCAAGCCUUGCACCUCUCGGCCUAUAUCUCUCUCGCUACCUCCCUCACUGAGCCGUCUCAGCUUGGGUCUUCCACUCCUGAUACCUCUCCGGCUCUCCCCUUCAGUCUUCAGCUCACUGAUCCCACUGGUCUCCAGUUCUUAAGGAUAUGAAGAUUUUCAGCUGGGUAGCGAACAAGAUAGGCGGGAAGCAAGAACCGAGGCGAUCUGCCGCCACUUCUACCGCGCCUUACCGUGGCAAUGUGUCGGAAUGUCGCAACGAUGAGUUCAGUGAUUGGCCCCAAUCAUUGCUUGCAAUUGGGACAUUUGGGAACAAGCAGAUUGAGGAAGAAGCACAAAGUUCGUCCGGGAAUGUGCAGACCGUACAAGAUUCAGUGAAGUUUACAGAGGAGGAAGUAGACAACAUCCGGGAAGAAUUCGAAGUACUGCUCGAAGGCAAUGAUCAAGCAGAGGUUCAGGGAUCACAUGCUGAUGAACAGGUAGCUUCACAAAAACGUGUUGGCGAGCAUGACAGCGCGAAGCACCAGGAGCAGUUGAUGAACAAGGAGAUCAUCAUCAGCAAAGCAAGAGAAAUAGUAGGGAAGAAAGGGGGUGCAAUCAAGCCAAGAUCAAUCGCUUCGCUCCUCAGAUUAUUCGUGUGCAAGGGAGGUUUUACGGCCCCAGUUCUGGAACCAAGGAACUCUUUCCCUCAAACAAGAAUGGAGAAGCUGCUCAAGGCAAUACUGCAGAAGAAAAUACACCCACAAAAUUCCUCCACAGUGGCAACUAGGAGGCAUUUGGACUGGAAGCUAGAUGAGAAAGAAAUCAACGAAUGCCUCGAGGAUGCGCUAAGUGACCUCGAUGACGAUGGCGCAAAGUGGGUCAAAACCGAUUCAGACUUUAUUGUGCUUGAAAUGUAAAGGUGCGUGGAUAUGUUUGUUCUUUUAGGCCAGGUUCCGUAGGUUUUGGCGAGCUUGGUGGGUCUACGGUAUUAUUCAUGAUAUAUACAAGGAAAUAUGGGAUAUAGUAAGGACUGAAGCUAUCAUGUAAUGCUCCUCCGUUUAACCAUCUGUAAUUUGGAGUACAAAACCAUAUUCCAUUCUGAUUCUCUCUUUGGCUACGAGAUUUUAAAGAAGGCAUCCGAUUUUUCGAGUACCA